Molecule: messenger RNA, 1779 nt
Organism: Phyllotreta striolata
Lineage: Eukaryota; Metazoa; Arthropoda; Insecta; Coleoptera; Chrysomelidae
Source: the annotation of a GenBank genome assembly
AUGUCCCAUUUGCAGAGCGGAAAAGUGGACAUUUCCCUAAUUCAAGCGGCCGCCCGGGCUAACUUGAUAAACCUAUUGGAAAAAUGCCAUGGGAGGAAAGCCUUGGUUUGGGAUAACAGCAUAGCCGGUCCUGUGGGUUUAGUGGCUCAAUACACAAUCCUUAAGGAACACCAAGUCGUGAAAAUGUUUCCUCUUCGAGAUAUGCCCCUUCCGGAGACAGACGUGGAUCAUAUUAUAUUUAUUUCGAGGCCUAAAUUGCACUUGAUGGAUUACAUAGCUCAGAAUGUACAUUCUGAUGUUAAGACGAAAUCAGGAAGCAAAAAAGAGUACCAUUUGUUUUUCGUUCCCAAACAAAGCCUACUCUGCAUGGAGAGGCUGAAGCACAAGGGAGUCUUUGGCAGCGUCAUGUUCAUCGAUGAGUUCAAAUGCCAGCUCUUUCCGUUCGAAUCCGAUUUGAUUUCGAUGGAAAUCACGGAGGUUUUCAGAGAGUACACGGUGGAAAACGACCCGACUUACUUGUAUCAAAUCGCCCAAGCCAUAAUCUAUCUGCAGAAAAUGUACGGGCCCAUUCCGAAGGUUUGGGGCAAGGGGAACGCAGCCAAGCAGGUUUGGGAUCUAGUUGUUAGGUUACAACGGGAGAAAAAUUGCAGCGAUGAUAUGAAGAAUAAUCAACAAUCAUGCAUCGAUCAAAUGAUUCUGAUCGAUCGAUCGGUCGAUUUGAUAACACCUUUGGCUACACAAUUAACUUACGAAGGUUUAAUCGAUGAAAUUUUUGGGCUGAAUAACUCUACAGCAAAUUUUCCGAUCGAUAAUUUUCUAACGACAGAAGAGAGAACCACGGAAUCGUUAUCUGAAGAUAAGAAGCAAAUUAUACUCAACUCUGCAGAUAAGCUCUUCGCUGAUAUUAGGGACAAAAAUUUUAAUGCUGUCGGGACUUAUUUAUCCAAACAGGCCAAAUCGAUUAGCGCCCAAUUGGAGAAUACUCAGGAAAAAUCUGUACAAGAAAUGAAGUUAUAUGUCCAAAGAUUACCGCAAAUUCUGGCUAAAAAGAAACAAUUAGCCACACACACGGCUAUUGCCGAAUGCAUUAAAGAAGUAACAGACGGUUACGAUUUUUUGGACACAUUACAAACGGAACAAGAGUUUUUAAACUGCAUAGAAGUGGACAAACCUAGCCCGUACAUCGAAGAAAUGAUAGCUCAGAGUAAACCGUUGGUCAAAGUGCUGAGACUGAUUUGCUUGCAAUGCAUUGCCAGUUCCGGCUUGAAGCCGAAAGUUCUGGAAGGCUACAAAAAAGAUUUGGUGCAAGUGUACGGUUUAGAAGCAUUGUUAGCUAUAUCGAAGCUGGAAAAAGUCGGGUUGCUGAAACUCCAAUCUAGCACUAGACAGUAUACAGUUCUCAGGAAAGCUCUGCGUUUAACGAUGGAGGACACUUCGGAAAUAAAUCCAACGGAUAUAAGUUACGUUCACAGCAUUUACGCGCCUUUGAGCAUCAGAUUGGCGGAAAAUGUGACGAAAAGCGGCGGCAUGAAACAGUUACAAGAUGUCUUAGGGCUUCUACCUGGACCCACACUCGAUGAAACUGCUUCUGUAAACUUAAUGCCGAAUUCGGAUUCUCCUCUAACUGUUUUGGUGUUUUUUAUCGGAGGGUGCACUUUUUCUGAGAUUUCUGCUCUGAGGUUUUUAUCUCAACAAGAUGACUCCAAUGUUGAAUUUAUUAUCGCAACCACCAAACUUAUUAACGGAACAACCUUUUUGAAUUCCAUUAUCGAGAAUUGA